GUCUCCUAUGGCUGGCUGUUUCUACCGGACUCCACCCCUCCUGCAGACGAAGGCAUGGCGAGCACAGAGGAGAGAAGGGAGUGUGAGACUGAAGGCUGCAACAAGGACGCCAAACUUCAGUGUCCCACAUGUAUCAAGCUUGGUAUUCAAGGGUCCUAUUUCUGUUCACAGGACUGUUUCAAAGGGAGCUGGGUAUCUCACAAGUUGCUGCACAAAAAAGCAAAGGAUGACAAGAACCAAAAUGCACCUAAGAACUGUGUGGAGAAAGACAUCAGCACCGACCCAUGGCCUGGCUACCGUUACACAGGAAAACUUCGUCCUCACUACCCACUUACACCUUUGCGGCCUGUACCCAGUGACAUCCAAAGACCUGACUACGCUGAUCAUCCCAGAGGGAUGUCUGAAUCUGAGCAGUUUCUGAAAGGAACGUCACAAAUCAAGAUCCUCUCUCCUGAGGACAUCGAAUGCAUGAGAGUGGUGUGCAAGCUGGCACGAGAAGUCCUUGACAUUGCAGCUCUAAUGGUGAAACCAGGUGUUACAACAGAAGAAAUUGACCACGCAGUACAUCUGGCUUGUACAGCAAGGAACUGCUACCCUUCUCCUCUAAACUAUUACAACUUCCCCAAAUCCUGCUGCACGUCUGUCAAUGAAGUUAUCUGCCAUGGAAUCCCAGACAGGAGACCUCUACAAGAUGGUGAUAUCCUUAAUGUGGACAUCACUGUCUACCACAACGGAUUCCAUGGUGACCUCAAUGAGACCUUCUAUGUUGGAGAGGUGGAUGAAGGAUCAAAGAAACUGGUUCACACUACAUAUGAAUGCCUUAUGCAAGCUAUUGAUUCUGUGAAGCCUGGCGUCCGCUACAGAGAGCUUGGUAACAUCAUCCAGAAGCACGCUCAGGCCAGCGGUUUCUCUGUGGUGCGGAGCUACUGCGGCCAUGGCAUCCACAGGCUUUUUCACACUGCUCCUAAUGUGCCACAUUAUGCCAAAAACAAAGCAGUUGGUGUUAUGAAACCUGGUCACGUGUUCACCAUUGAACCAAUGAUAUGUGAAGGUGGCUGGCAAGAUGACACCUGGCCCGAUGGCUGGACGGCAGUGACCAGAGACGGGAAACGCUCGGCCCAGUUUGAACACACACUGCUGGUGACGGACACGGGCUGUGAGAUUCUCACUCGCCGCCUGGAGGACAACGGUCAAGCUCAUUUUCUGAGCCAAGUGUAGGCUGGACUGGACCACAAGGAGAACUGGAUUUGGCAGACCCAGUGACAUCCAGCACGUCUACAUCGUCAGACAAGAUACCGUCUGUGUCACUGUGGCAGUUGUUUCAAUUAAAUAUCAGUCCUCAAAUUCAAUGGAAGUACUUGAAUGUGUCAAAUGUGCAUUGGUUUAAAAGUGGAAAACUGUUUUUUUUUCUCUGAAGUAAAUAUUAAAAUAUUUCUAUUUAAAAAAAAAAAAAAAAAAAGCUACGUGUAGUUGUCAGGCUCGACAUGAUUCAUUUCAUGGACGCGAAGCAGACAUGAAGGAACGUUCCCGGAAUUGUCAACAGGUGACGGCAUCUCUCGCGUUGCAAAACGUCUUGUUGUAACAGUGACAUCAUUUUGCAAAAGAGUUGAGUUUUGAAAUGUAAGGCAUCCUUUGACAGUAUGAGACAGAAUAUUAAAGCUCUAACAACUUCUUAAAUUCCUUUUGAACAAUGUGCACAAUUGCUUUACGUAUAUAUAAAGAGAACAGUUGUCAAGCCUUUGUUCAUGGUGGGAUUAAAAAACGUAGUUUGCCUGGA
Molecule: messenger RNA, 1777 nt
Organism: Dunckerocampus dactyliophorus (ringed pipefish)
Lineage: Eukaryota; Metazoa; Chordata; Actinopteri; Syngnathiformes; Syngnathidae
Gene: metap1
Product: methionyl aminopeptidase 1
Exons: 11
Coding region: 55-1218 (387 amino acids)
Biological process (GO): proteolysis
Molecular function (GO): metalloaminopeptidase activity
Source: RefSeq, a predicted model, not a curated record